Molecule: messenger RNA, 1147 nt
Organism: Mya arenaria
Lineage: Eukaryota; Metazoa; Mollusca; Bivalvia; Myida; Myidae
Product: ethanolamine kinase 2-like
Exons: 9
Coding region: 598-1086 (162 amino acids)
Biological process (GO): phosphatidylethanolamine biosynthetic process
Cellular component (GO): cytoplasm
Molecular function (GO): ethanolamine kinase activity
Source: RefSeq, a predicted model, not a curated record
AUGAGACUGCUUAAACUAUUACCGUGAUUAUUGUGGGAAGUUCUUGGUUUCCCCUCACAAGGCUCUUUCAAAAUACCCAAGUGGAUGGCAAAGGUCAAACAUUUCAACCUUCGACGAAUCCAUUGUCAUUUGUUAAGGGUACAUACUUUUGCAAAGGUGUUUAGUAACGGUAUUUCUAACCAACUUUACGGUUAUUACCUAUACGACCAGUUGGGCGAAACGGUUUUAAUCCGUAUCAAUGGAGUCGGUACAGAACUAUUCACGGACAGGGUCUUGGAGAAGGAAAUCAUUAAGACACUACACGCACGUGGGCUUUGCGCACCGCUGUACGCGACGUUCAACAACGGGAUUGCUUACGGCUACGUCUCAGGGGAGACGUUGGACGCAGACUCUGUACGGCAGGCUCACAUAGGCAGAUUGAUAGCAGAGGAGAUAGUGAAGAUUCAGAGUGUGACAUUGGAUGGCCGCGACCGUAAGGCGGCUUUCUGGGACCGGAUGCGGACAUUCUGGGAACUCGGACCAGACGACGCAGAGAGAAAUGACAAGCUGUGGGCGAGUAUUCCGUCUUAGGAUGUUCGCCUGCGAGAAGUGAAUGCCAUGCACGCUCAUCUUGAACACAUUGGCUCCCCCGUUGUGUUUUGCCACAGCGACCUCCUAAUGAACAACAUUGUGUACAACAAGGAGACAGAUAGACUGGCAUUCAUCGACUACGUAUUUGCCAUGUACAAUCACGAGCAUUACGAACUCGGGAAUCAUUUUAACGAGUAUGCCGGUGUCGAGGUUCUAGACUAUAGCCAAUUUCCUGACAAGGCUUAUCAGUUAGACUGGCUGAGGUACUACCUCGAACAGAAGGCAAAAAGUCAAGGCCGUUCCCAAGAUGCCGUAGCCGACAGUGACGUUGAGAGAUGUUAUGUGUUGACUAACAAGUUUACAUUGGCCUCAGAUUUAUUUUGUGGGCUAUGGGCUUUGGCUCAAACAAAGCUAUCGCUUAUCGACUUCGGGUAUUUAGAAUAUGCACAGAAGAGGUUUGAGCACUAUUUAUCAAGGAAGGAGGAGCUGUUAGCACUGCCUGUUCCGGAUAAUUGACCAAGGCUGCUUCUAUCAGUUCUUUCUCUGAAACAAUGAUCUUAACAGUCUACACAUUUUU